Symbiodinium necroappetens is the source of this 546-nucleotide messenger RNA. NCBI's taxonomy places the organism in Eukaryota, Dinophyceae, Suessiales, Symbiodiniaceae. The record is from the annotation of a GenBank genome assembly.
GUCGAGAAUCUGUUUUGCUUGAUCUUCACAGUCGAAAUCAUCAUUCGGUUUAUGGCCUUCAAGUCGAAGUGGAACGGUAUCCGUGACUUCUGGUUUAUCUUCGACUUCUUGUUGGCCUUUUUUAUGGUGCUGGAGACCUGGGUCCUCUUUGUCGUCUUGAGCUUCACGGAUUUCGACCUCGUGUUUUUCGACACCUCGGUGCUCCGAAUGCUUCGGCUCCUUCGACUGACGCGUGUUGCUCGAGUCGCCAGAAUGCUCCGGUUCCUUCCAGAAGUUCUGAUCCUGGUUCGGGCCAUCGGGGCGGCCACACGCUCCGUCGUGCUCACGGUCAUGCUCGGCCUCAUGAUCGUGUAUGUCUUCGCUAUCGCUCUGACCCAGAUCGCAGUUGACACGCCAGCUGGCACCAAGUACUUCAGCACACUGCCAGAGGCCAUGUUUAGCCUUACUUUCCAUGGCUGCUUCAACAAUGACAUGGCGGGGAUGGCACGCCUCGCCUUCCAGGACGACCUCAUUGUAGGCGCCCUGUUCGCUUGCUUCAUCGUCAGC